GGAGGGCUAGGCCGUUGGAAGAGAGGAGUGGAAACUGAAAAGGGGGACAGGGCAGACAAUGCAUAUCGAGCGGGAACAUCCCUUGGCAGACUAAUCCCCCUCCCUUCCCCAUGCAUCUCCUCCCUUCACCUUUCUUCGCUCCUCUCCUCUCUUCGCUCAUCGUUUUCUACCCGUUUCUAUCCUUUAUUCGUAGCCGCGUUGCAUUUCUUCCUUUUCUUCUCUUCUCUUUCUUCUCUUCUCUUCUCUUCUCUUCUCUUCUCUUCUCUUCUCUUAUUUUCUCUUUGACUCCUCGCAAGAGCUCUCUCGAUCUUCCUUACUUUUCUUUUAAAGAGACCCUACACACGUCGUCCUCGCCCUCGUGUUAGUCGUCGUCGUCGCCGUCGUUGUGUUUGCUUCUCCUCUUUUCCCCCUCCAAACUUUCUCUCUCUCUCUUUUCCUCUUUCUUUUUCUUUCUCUUGGCAACUUGCUAUCCACGAACAGAACUUCUUUCUCGAGCUUUCGUUUACAACGGAAAUCGAACCGAGCGACGAAACGGUGAAACGGAUGGUCUUUAGACGACGUCGAGGAUCUACGAUAGCCUGCGGAGAAUGAAAUUCUUACAAUACGGCAUUGCGAAUAUUUCAGGAACACAAUACGGUAUGUGAUAUAUACUGGAGACGUUCUUGUUGUAGCUUUCAACCGGUUAGCUUAUAUCGCCCGUCGCCUGUGGAAAUGGGAACGAGAGAUUCUUCAAAUUGAAGUAGUAUUAAUCGGGACUGGUCUAUAUAGGAAAGCAAGAAUAGAGGAUAGAUGUAAUCCUUCUCUGGUCGUUCCCGAUCUUUGAAUUAACCCGAUAAAACCAUUAGAAAUUAUUUUUUACUUUCUUACUUUUUAAUACUUUCUUUAUUAUCGCUUAUUAUUAAGCGUGCCUUUAUGAUGAUAAGUGACGACGAUAAAAUUUGAAGAAACUUUUCAUCUCUUUAUCCUUUAUCCUAAAUGAUUAGAAAUAAUGAAAGUAAAUAUGGAUUAGGUAAGAGAGAAUUAAAAAAAAAUAAAAAAAAAAAAAGAAAAAAAAUAAAGAAGUAAUAAAAAAAGAACUACGCAAACAACGUUCGCAUAACGUUCGCUCUACGAACGAAUGACUUGUGUUUAAUGUAUCGAGUAACUGUGCGCCUGUGUUGGCGAUAUAGAAAGGAGGCGCUUAAAUCGUUAUCGACGACCUUUAUUAAUAACGAAAACGUCAGGCACUUUUUUGUAAACGACUUUCUUGCGAAAUCGUUCGCCGCUGCCGGUCGUUCGAUCAAUGAAAUCUCGUCGUCUGGACUUUUCCUGCUGCAUAACGUUCUCUCUCUUUUUCUCUCUCUUUUUUUUUUCUCUCUUUCCCUCUCCUCGACCCGCCUUUUUCCGUCCUCCUCUCGAUAUUUCCAUACGCUGCGAGUCUCGAUUCACAUGUCGCGCUUUUUGAAACCCACGCGACCAAAUGCAGGGGCGGCCCACGCCGCCGGUCUCUCGCCGGGAACUCGUUCACCCACCUUCGACCUCGCCCCUUUGCAUUCGCCACCACUACUUGGCUAAAGGCUCGAAUAGAAAGAGAGAGAGAGAGAGAGAGAGAGCGAGAGAGCGAGAGAGCGAGAGAGAAAGAGAGAGUGAAAGAAAAAGAAAGAAAGCGAGAUAGCCGUGGCUAUUCGGCGAACAUUUCUGACAGUCUUUCUUAUCCGGUUACCAGCGACGUUUCCAAAGAUUCGAACGUCUCUUUCACGUUCGAUCGACCGCUACGAACGAAAGUAAUACUUUUGGCUCGGCCUCGGAUUACAUUCGCGAUUCUGUUCAGAUUUCAGCUUCGCCUUGAAGAAACUUGGCAGCGAGGGAGAAUUUCUUGUGUAUUCGUGAAUCAUUAGCGAUUACUUCAUCGUGACUAGUGUAUCCUACCCGUGAAUUCGUAGCUUCUGCUAAUUUUCACCGAUGAUCCAUCUUCGCGCGAGGAUUUAGCAAAGGAAAAUAACUAUCCGCGGGAAACGCGUCGUACGUUUUCGAUCGUCUCGAGAGAUCUUCUUCUUCUACGAAAGGUGCGAGAAGAGAAGCAGUAUAUCUCGAGUACGUUGAAUCCGUAAAGAUUUCUUCUUCUUCUUCUUCUUCUUCUUCCGUAUGCCUCUCGGAAACUGGUUGGUGAAUCAUUAGGUGCCGCGUUAACUGCAUCGACCAAUAAACUUAAGCUCCCUGUAGUCCGGUGGCAGACGCGAGUAGAGAAACUUAUUGACUCUUGGACGUUAGCUUGGAGAUCGUAUCACCCAAGGAGAGACAAGUUUCCGGUCUAUCGGUGAUAGUGCUCGCAAAGAUUUCGUUGUCUCCGUGAAAGGAUAGACGUCCGAUAAGGAAAUGACGAACGACGACAAUAAAAUCAUCGAGAGUCGAUCGGGGUGACGGCGAGAACUCGAUAGAAAGUGUGGCGAUAAAAAAAGAAAAAAAAAAAAAAGAAAAGAAAAAAAGAAAGAAAGAAAAAAAGAAAGAAAGAAAAAAAAAGCAAAUCGUCGAGGAUAAAAUUAAAUUCCAAGUAUGGCGAUCACGGCGGUUACGAGUUGCCUAGGGCCACCACCUUUGCCACCGGGCAAACGUUUCCUUCAAAAAUCUUCAAAGAAACUCUCGUCUACGUAUCGAAGCUUUCGCGACCCAGCGAUGGAAUCUUGGCUACCGAACGGAAUAAUCGAGAAAGCCGAAACGAAGCUGUGCCCUCGGGAACCACGAACACCCACGAUCGGAACGUUCGCUAGCGGUAAACUCUUCAGAAGUCGUUCCGAGGGGAAUCUCGGUACCCGUAAAACCGGCACGAAUUUGGUCGCUACUCCGCUCGACAAGUGCAUCAAAGCGAUUUACGGCAGCUGGCGGAACCUCAUGCACCUUGGCGGUAUGAGCCGGCCAUCGAAAGCCGUCACUCAGGCGAAGAAAGUAGCGCCGCCGGCCGUACCUGAUGUCUUUCGACAUUCUGGCUCUUCCUUUGGAUCGGCCGGAUAUGCGAGCAGCGAGGAUAGCUGCUUCCUCCCUGGAAGCGGCGGUGGUAGUGGUGGUGGCCCGGCCACCGACGAUGCUUCUUAUGGGAUGCCAUCUGGAAAAAGUCCGGGACCUAUUUUUACGCACCCAGGAUUUGCCUUCCCACCGGUCGUCGGCAAAUACGCUCACGCGGAGGAUCAAGGCAUCGACAUGACGCAAAGUCCUGGAAGAGAUAGUCCUGGCAGUUCGGGAUCGGGUUCAGGUUCGAGACAUUCAACCGCGUCUUUGGAUUCUGGAAGAGCAUCCGGAUAUCAUUUGGGUCCACGCGGACCCGGUGCUCUCGCGUCAUCGCCGAGGUGUUCCAUCAGCUCCCUUGGGAGCCAUCCGGACAGACCGGCGGAUCUCGACGUCGUUCACGCUUGGCUGACCGAGCUACAAUUCGAAGAAUACUUUCCCCUCUUCGCUUCAGCGGGUUACGACCUUGCUACCAUAACGCGCAUGACGCCUGAGGAUCUAACGGCUAUAGGUAUUAAGAAGCCCAAUCAUAGGAAGCGCUUGAAAGCGGAGAUAGACAAUUUGAACAUCGGAGAUGGAUUACCGGAGCAUGUACCUGGCUCGCUCGAGGAGUGGCUGAGACUUCUCAGACUCGAGGAAUAUCUCGGUGCUCUUCAUCAACAGGGUAUGCGUUCGGUCGAAGACGUUACGACUUUGACUUGGGAGGAUCUCGAAGACAUCGGUAUCGUACGUUUGGGUCAUCAAAAGAAGUUGCUAUUAGCUAUUAAAAGAGUUAAGGAUAUUCGUGCGGGCAAGCGCAUACAACCUCUCGAUCUGGCGCGUCUGCCUCCACAUCCUGGACACACGCAGGACGUCGUUAUUCAACGAGGCGGUCCCGACUUGCCGUCGCCCGACGAGGACUGCUCCUCGCCCGUUCUGAGAUCCUUUCAGAGGGGUGGAAGCGAAGCGAACACCGGUGCUGCUUGGAGGAGCAUGUACGCCGCUCUGCCGAGCGAUUACAAUACGGUGGGAAGAGGUGGAUCCCGAGGAAAGUCUUUAGAAAGCUUGGAGGACGCACCGCUCGGCUAUCCACCCUCGCCGGCGCCACAAUCGCAUCCUCAGCCGUUAGAUUGGCGCCCGCGAAGCUUCGAGGACGGCGAUCUGACUCCUACGAACGACGCUUCCGCGGUAGACGCUGGUGGGGGAACUCUUCCACGUCCGAGACAUUGCCUGGUUCGUCCGCGGCCGGUUGCAAAGGUCACCGCGACCCCAGGGCAGUUCAAGUCGUUGCCCCGUGAUUUCGACAACAAGUAUCAAUUGACGUACGGACUGGAGAGUAGUCCCCAUCUUCCUAAACGUUGUCCACCCUCGCCACCGAGACGACAAAGUUCGAGAGACACGGCUGGUCCGACCGUCGUGACCGUCGGUGGUUCUACCGUCGGUGACGUCGUUAUAGAUUGCAGCGGUCCCGUGCCUACUGCUUCCUGCGAGGAUCAUCACAUUCAUCAGCAUCAACAGCAUCAUCAUCUACAGCACCAUCAUCAUCUUCAUCACACUCCGCCUCCACCGCCAGCACCAGCGCCAGCAUCUUCCACUCCUCAACAAGCCAAUCGGCCGCCGUCUUCGAUGUCACGUUCCUGGGGCAGCGUAAGCGUCAACGUUAACGAGGAACACGAAUUAAUUGCCUCGCUCGCUCUACAACAUCGAAAUGGUUCCGAUGCCAGCUUUAAGUCGAGUUCCAGUACAGAAUCAGACUCGUUACCAUUCGCGAACGAGAAUGCCGGGACGAUAAAGCAGAGAGCUGCUCGGGCUCAAGAGUAUGCGACGAGCGGUGCCGGUGGUGGUGGUGGUGGUGGUAUCGGUGGUCACAUCGUUGGACAUCACUCUAGCGGUGGCGGUGGCGUUGGCGAACCUGCCGACGUUCUCAACGACAUUGGAAAUAUGCUUGCCACUCUGACCGACGAACUUGAUGCGAUGCUCGAAGAGGAGAAGCGUCAGGGCCUGAAUUCAUAAUCUUCACUGCCUUUCUUUGCACUUUUUCAAUUUACUAUUUACUAGCGUUGCCAUAAAUGACGGCGGGCUCUUUCGAAUCGCAACAAAUAUUUAGAUACACGCAUAAAAACUUGGCAAAGAUAUCGAAAGCAAAAUAUAUACCGGAGGCAAAAUAAAUAACCGUUGAAGGCAGACGGUAUGCGGCUAAGAGCGACCCGAUCAGAAAAGAGACGAGAGAGAGAGAGAGAGAGAGAGAGAGAGAGAGAGAGAGAGAGAGAGAGAGAGAGAGAGAGAGAGAGAGAGAGAGAGAGAGAGAGAGAGAAAAGAGAAAAGAAAACUGGAAAUAUCCAAAGGGCCGACGCGAGUCCCUUGCGCCGUCGAAACUGUUCGCGGAUAGAAGGAAACGUUCGUUCCCGAUGUGGCGACGGACGUCGUUUAACGUGUUUACGCUACAUCGACUUAACGGCAGGUAGUAAAUUAUGUCAUGGGAUAAGGAUAUUUCUACGCGCGAAAGUCGAUGCGGCGGAACUUUCCGAUGCCUUUUUCCCACGCGUUCGUAUUCUUCGAUUGGUUUAUUCGUAUUUUUCGUUAGGGAGGGGGAAGAUCUUUAUUUUUCUAUGGAAAUAUUGCGGACUUCCUUUGAAGUUUCCAGAGAUAUAAGCUGGUAUUGCAGCACCGUUGCACAAGUUUUUCUUUCUUUCUUUUUUUUUUUUUUUUUUUUUUUUUUUUUUUUUUUCUUUUCCCACAGUCGAAAGUAGUCGUAUCGUACUCUGCGUCAUUUUUAUUACUUUCUCGAGUAUUUUUUCGGUCAAAUGACGCACGAUCGGGAUGUACUUUGAAUUGAUUAUAUAACGAUACGUUUGUCGCGCACAUUGUAUUCUAUUUUUUCACAAAAGCAUUUUGUUUAAAAAUAAGAAACAUAUAUAUAUAUAUAUAUAUAUAUAUAUAUAUAUAUAUAUAUAUAUAUAUAUAUAUAUACACGUACGACGAGAUGGCGUCGGGUACGCGAAGAACGAUUUUAAUUCCUAUAAAAAAUUAUUCUUACGAAAUAAUACUCGAAAGCUUUACACUUUUUCAUCGUAUAAAGACUGACGCAUGUUCUCUGGGAAUUUCAUUGCAACAGAUAUCACGUACAUUCCAACUAUCGACUUUUCCUUUUUCACUUCCGUCCUUCCGUAGAACUAUAUAGCGUGACCGGGACCUUCGAUGACCGUUGACACUUAAAUACUAUUGUAAGGAAAGAAAGUUUCGCGUCCCAUACUCGGGUUUAUCAUAAAUCAUUCAUUCUCGUUAUAGCUACGCGAUGCGAAAAUGUAGUUACCAGCAUUUCGAUGCUACGCGACAUACAUAUUCACGAAUCGUCACACAAUAUAAUCGCGAUAUCUGUGCGAGGAACGAGAACUUUAAAACGAAUUUUGCAUCUUCAUUCGUCUCGAAUUCCUUCGACGAAGUUCCACGACGACACUUUAUAAUAAUAUUGAGAAAAAAGAAAGCCGACCGAUAGAGAAGAAAAGGCUUUAGUCGGCGAUCGAAUUUUUCCAAGGCAAUACGGUUUAGCGAUGACACAUAAUUACUGUAUGCCAAUUAACGUUUUAUAUUUAUUGUCUGUACUAAUAAACAUAGUGACGUACGUAAUUCACUAUUACCGUGUGGUGCGGCCGUGUGGUGCGUAGAGUAUCCAUGCGUAUCAAAUCAAAUCGUAAUCGUAGCAGUGGAACGUUAUAUAAGACACACCGUGUCCAGGUGCUUCUUGCUCCGAAUGCUGGUGCGUACUGAGACUUCUAUGUAGGAUUUAAGAAGCAUGAAAUUUAAUAAGGAAAAAAAUAAAUAAAUAAUUAACAAGUUAAAGGGAUAAACGUAUUAUAGAACGUGAGUUAUAGAGAGAACCGUCAACUAAGUAUUCAUUGUCAUGUUUGAAAGGAACGAUGGUAAAAAAGAAAAAAGAAAAAAAAAAACGAUCUUACUCGUACUCUGCGAAACAUAAGAAAUGCCUGUCGAGAGGUCUCCGUAUGGACCAGGUCCUCCCUGAAUCGACUAAAAAGGAAAACGGAAUGGAACAAAAGAAAAGAAAAGAAAAGAAAGAGAAAAGGGCGUGAUUCCGCGAGUGAACAUGUUUGAUGUACCAUUGUAAUCGCUCCUCCGAUGCACUCUAUAUUGUUUUUGUCUCGACACAGGUCAUUGCUCUUAAUUGGAUCCAAUUACGUUCCACCGACAUGACAAGAAACACACGGUAGAACAUACACAGAAAACAUGAGAUACACUUAAACUUAGAAUUAAUGGAUUAAAAAAUCGGGCCCGCCAACCAAGCGCAGUCCGCAGACUUGUCUUGUUAACUACUGUAGUUAUAUAGUUCUAUACAUACAUAUUUAUAUAUAUAUAUAUAUAUAUAUAUAUAUAUACAUAUAUAUAUAUAUAUAUAUACCAUUGGCGAGCAGUGAAUUUUGGGGGAGGGGGUCGUGUUUUGCGGUGCUAGAGGAUUACAAGCGACUCUAUUUCUUUUGCUUUUUCGUCAGGGUUUUCGAAUGAUGUUCGUUUGAACUAAAGGUACGUUUUAUCAUGAUAUCAGAAGAAAAAUGGACAUUGAUAAUGUAUGUGUGUGCGCGCGUCGCACACGCUCUGUAAAACUCGUGUUUGAGUAAUUGAUUGAUUAUAUACAACGAUCGACGGAACGUCGAUCUUUCCUCCCCUUAAUUUUUCAUUCGUUCCUCUCGUUAUAAAUAUUUGUAGGAUUUCUUCCUUAAGGAAAGAACGCAUCUUCCAUAUCGUAUACUUUAUAAACGAUCGAUCAGUCGUACUUCCUCGUAGUUAGUUAAUCAUGAUUAGAGAGAAAGUGAGAACGUUUAUUAGAUCUGCGAUGAUUGUUUCUUUUUUUUUCUUUUUUUUUUUUUUAGAUGUCCACGCCAUUUAACAAGCGAUUUUUUAGGACGGUGUACGAUGACGGAAACAUAGGCAGCUAACGAAGAGUUUCCUGAAAGCAUUGCUUCUGCAUGGUGUAUACAUAUUAUAGAUAUAUAAAUAUAUAUAUAUAUAUAUAGAUAUAUAUAUACAUACAGACGUGUAUAUAUACACACAUAUAUAUAUAUAUACAUAUAUAUAUCAAAUUAGAGUUAUAGAUUUUGUACAAACGUAUGCGUUGCCACGGUCUCGCUCGAGCGAGCACGAUGCCCGCCUAAGCUGCAUUGUACAACCCCCUCUCCCUUCCAUGUUGGUUUAAAUGCGCGUUAAAUAUAUUAUUUGGUUUAACGAUUACGAACGAAAGGUGAUUGCUCUUUAAAUAAAGCCAAUUGACGCACCUACUUGCUAUUUGCCGGAUCUUUUCCAAUAUCCCUUGUAUCAAUCUAUUUGCUACGAGAUAUCUACUUGCUGCGAUGAAUCAUUCUUUACAAGGGGAGGCUUCGAACGGCGUAUUACGUCAAGGGUAUAAGAAAAUUAUUGGUUCGUUUUUUUUUUCUUUCUUUUUUUUAUGAUACGUCGCCAAUAAAGAAAAUUUCUACCGGCUGACUCUGUGUGCGUUUAUUACGAUACCGGUGUUCGUUCUCUUCUAUCGUCGAUAAAAAAUGCAAUCUCGUAUGCAACGGCCUUGCACGGUGCAUCUUACAUCGAGAGAAAGUGAUACGUAGUAGUAGAUGGGCAAGUAAAAAAAAAAAUGUACGAACGUACGUGGGAUAAUUUAAUGAAGGAGUAUCGCAUGGGAUUUCGUAUAUCCUUUAUUAAAGAGAGCGCGGAUCGUAAGAUAGUACGAGUUUGAUAUCAAUCUGAAACGUUUUUAAUUUCACUAAUUUCUUCUUUCUUUUUUCCCUCGUACCACUUUAUUUGACUUUUAAAAAAGGGUUCAACUUUCAGUAAUUUAGAAGAAACGAGAUCUCUACGAAGCGCUCGACAUCGAAACGAAUGAUUCGGAAUAGAUAAAAAUAAAAGAUUGGAUUUAUCGACGGGCAAUUGGGAAAAUGCAAUUUGCGUUUUAGAGCGAAGCGAAAACACGAUCGAUUUUCGAUCGUCCAGUUCGAACGAAAUUAAAUGUCGCUCGUAAAUAGGAUUUAAAAAAAGAGACGACAACGGCGACUUUCAAUCGCAGUUUUGCUUUUUUCAGCGGUUUUUUUUUUCUUUUCAGAAAAACAAACCACUGUGUUACGUGAGUUCGUCUUAAACGUUACGUUUGUUCGUUUAAAAAUGGAGAAAUGGAUGAAAAAGCGA
Messenger RNA from Vespa velutina, 9144 nucleotides. It is a transcript of the gene ckn, whose product is annotated as caskin-1. Gene Ontology annotation, biological process: cell surface receptor protein tyrosine phosphatase signaling pathway; axonogenesis. The record is from RefSeq and is a predicted model, not a curated record. Bases 2533 to 4971 code for a protein of 812 amino acids. Gene Ontology annotation, molecular function: protein phosphatase binding; signaling adaptor activity. Gene Ontology annotation, cellular component: axon; focal adhesion. NCBI's taxonomy places the organism in Eukaryota, Metazoa, Arthropoda, Insecta, Hymenoptera, Vespidae. The transcript is spliced from 7 exons.